Molecule: messenger RNA, 1897 nt
Organism: Bufo bufo (common toad)
Lineage: Eukaryota; Metazoa; Chordata; Amphibia; Anura; Bufonidae
Product: OX-2 membrane glycoprotein-like
Exons: 6
Coding region: 30-1049 (339 amino acids)
Molecular function (GO): cell-cell adhesion mediator activity
Source: RefSeq, a predicted model, not a curated record
AUAGCUGUCAGAAGGAUGUGAAGCUUACUAUGGACACGAUGAGAGCGUUUAUUUUCCUUGUCUGGCUACUUUAUGUCAUCUGUAUUACCUACAGUUUAGAUGUGAAAACUGAAGUUGGCCCAGUGGAGUAUGGGAAAAGUGUGACACUAAAGUGUACUUUACCACCACCCAACACUGCAGUGCAAGUGACAUGGACAAAGGUUGUAGGUGACAAGGAAGUGACCGUAGCCAUUUACACAUCAGAUUCCGGAGCUGAAAUCACUAAAAGCUACAAAGAUCGUCUAUGGAUGAGCACUUCAGGCCUAAACGAGACGGCGAUCACAGUUCAUAAAACCAACAUUCAGGAUAAAGGUUGCUACAGAUGUAUUUUUAAUUUCCUACCCAACGGGUCAAAGGAAGGAGAAGUGUGCCUUCAGAUUCCUGGGAAGGUGCUAAUUGAAAAACAUCUCUGGGUACGGCUUUUUCAGCCUGUGACACUGAAGUGCAUCAACAUAGAAGACUCUAAAGUGGUACAGAUAUCAUGGCAGAAAAAUGAUAAAAACAUAGCAACGUACGAAAAAGGAGAAUAUAUUGCACCAGAAUAUAAAGAUGCAAUCAGCGUGGCGAUGGAAGGUGUGAACGUGACUUCGCUGACCGUAUUUAGAGCCAAUGUAAGCGAUGAAGGAAAUUACAAAUGUAUAUUCAACAUCUUUCCAGGAGGAGCUCUUACAGGGGAGACGUUCUUACAGGUCUAUGAUCCUUUGAACGUAACAGUGUCUAAGAGUCUUGAAACUGGGUGCCUUAUGAUAACAUGUGUGGCGAAGAGCUGGCCACCUUCCAAGAUUUCUUGGCUGGAUGUAGAUGAAGGAUCCCUUAAUGACACUACCUAUGAUGGAUUUCUAACUGUUACAAGCAGAGUACUGAUCAGCAGCCCAGACAGUCAGAAAAAGCCGCAAUGCAAAGUCCUUUACUUAGGGAAAGAAUAUCUGCAUAGCGUGUCUGCAGGUGCUCGAAGCCGACUCCAUCCUGUCAUUAUUGGUCUACUUGUCUCCAAAAUAUUUUUCCUCUGAGACCUUCUACAGCGCAGAACUUUACUUCACUACAGAAAAGGGGAUGAAUGAAUAGUGAAUUAAUGGACUAUGGACAAACACAUGAAUAGACAAACAAAUGUACAUAUGGAUAGAUGGACGAACAAAUUAAAAAAUGAACAAGAAUAUUAUGAAUGAAUGAAAGAAUAUAUCAAGUGAUGGAUAUAAGGGCAGAUGAAUAAAUGAAUACAUGGGUGGAUGUGCAGUCGAAUGAAUGAAUGAACAAAGGAAUGAAUAUAUGGAUGGAUGAAUUAUUAAUGAAAUGUUUGUGGAGAAAUGGAUGGAUAAAUGAAUAGAUGGAUGGAUGGAAACAUGGUUGAGAAAACAAAUGGAUGGACAGAUGAUUAAAAGAAUAAACUAAGAAAUUAUGACUAAAUGGAUGUAUAUGCAGAAUAAAAAAUGAAAGAAAGAAUGAAUGAAUGUGAAAUGAAAGUCAAUAAAUGAAUGAAUGGCAGCAAAUGAAUGGAUGGAUGAAAAACUGGAUAAUUGGCUGGAUGGAUGAAUCUAUGAAUUAAUAUUUUUUAUAAACAUCCCAAUACCUGUAUUUUUGGCCUCAGCUUUGCUGUAUGUACCCUGAAAGUCUGUAUGCCCCAGUGUCCCCGAUCCCUGUGCUCUGCUGCAUGUACCAUAGAAGUCCAUAAUCAACACCAUGCUGCUACACCAAUACAAUGCAAAGAAAGCUGAAGAAACACUGGAUUGUCCAUACGACGUCACGUCUUACAUGUAUUACAUAUACUUAUUUAUCACUUCUUCAUAUCUUAUUUAAUUUUUUAGCCAUGACUUCCUGUGAUGAAUGUAAUCUGCCUUUAGUAAAGCUACUGUUUAUACUA